GAGUUGCACCACAAAAACAAAGCAGGGACGCAUACUAAACACCUUAUCAUUACAGUAAUAUUACUACAGAGCAUGUUUGAAAGGCCUGGUCAUCAAAGGGUUAAACCAUAAAUGGAAAAUUGUUAAGACUUUAAAACCCAUUUGCCCCCUUGAAAAUUUUAUCAUCAUCUGUAAUGCAAUCCUUCACUACGUAGUUCACUCACACACUAAGUUCAUUUAUUCAUUUCAAACUAUUACUCUCAUGUCUAACUAACUCAUCCUGACUCUGUGGACUUUAUCACUGCACUGUGUGACUGUGACUAUUAUCAUAACCUGGUAAACAUAUGCUCUUUUUACUGCAGGAGCAAGUUUUGAUCAUUGUCUAUCACCCAAUCUUCUGAAAAAAUGGUGUUAUUUGUAGCCUUCAACCGUCUUGGAUAUGUGAGCUUGAUAAGCACUCCAAAGUCUCCACUCAUACUGUUAGACAGACUGAAUGCACAGGCUAAGGCAUCAACAAGAAACAUCCACUGCAGCUGUGCUUAUGGAUCAGACAGUCGCCCUACUGGUCCCCAAGCCAAAUAUUUUCCUGCUGUAAAAACUCCUAUGCUUCCUGCAGGAACUUUCAAUGGCAAGACAGCAUUCAUCACAGGAGGAGGAACUGGUCUGGGAAGAGGCAUGGCCUUGAUGCUCAGCAGCCUUGGAGCUAAUGUCGUCAUUGCUGCCAGACGACUGCCGGUGCUGGAGUCGACAGCGGCCGUGAUCACCGCCGCCACCGGGGGAGCUGUGCUGCCGCUGUCCAUGGAUGUCCGUGAGGGCGGCAGCGUCGCGUCUGCCAUGCAGGCAUGCGAGGAGAAAUUUGGUCUGCCUGGCAUCGUCAUUAACAACGCUGCUGGCAACUUCAUAUCUCCGACAGAGCGUCUGAGCGCCAAUGCGUGGCGCACCAUCACAGACAUCGUCCUGAACGGCACGGCAAACGUCACCAUCGAAGCUGGCAAACGACUUAUUAAAGCGCAGCAAGGCGCUGCGUUCCUGAACAUCACGACGCCAUACACGCGCUCCGGCACAGGCUUCGUGUGCCCCAGCGCUGCUGCUAAGGCCGGCGUUGAGGCCAUGAGCAAAUCACUGAGUUCGGAAUGGGGGCGGUACGGCCUGCGUUUCAAUUGCCUGGCGCCCGGGCCUGUAGAGACCGAGGGCGCCUUCAGCAGACUGGACCCCACGGGCAGCUUCGUGAACGAGGCGCACAAGCGUAUCCCCGCCGGCCGUCUGGGUGAGGUGGAGGAGAUCGCCAACCUCGCCUGCUUCCUCGUGUCUGACUACUCCUCGUGGAUCUCGGGGGAGAGCAUAGCCAUCGACGGUGGCUGCUACCCCUUCCUAGCGGGCGAGUUCAACGUCCUCCAGCGCGUCAAGCCUGAGGAGUGGGACGCUCUUGAAGCCAUCAUCAGGGCCAGCAACAAAAAGCAGAAACAAAAAUAAUGGCCGAACAUCUGUACAGUUUUUUUUUAAAUCGAAAUGCAUUUUCUUCGUCAGCAAUAUAGGCUUCAGGUAGAUAUUAUAUUUUUGUAUCGCGCUUCAUGGUUGGCGCAACCCAAUUCCACUGAUAGUAAGUAAUCAGUGGUGUCUCACUAGACGGAAUACUGCACGACUUAUAAUUUCUUAACUUCAACUCCAUCGAGUGCCAUUCAACUCGUUUCAUUAGAAGCCUUGUUGGCUAACAUAAACUAAGCCUUUGUUACUAUUGACGAGACUUGAGUUGGUAUCGUCAUUGUGUUACGAUGUUGAAGCUUUCAUUUGAUUGAAGUUUUCGUGUCGUUUCCAUACAUUAAUGGAGUCUUUAUAUAUACGUAUCCUGUUAUAAUUUUUCUUAGUGGCGACGAUGUUUAAAAAAUAUUCUAUUUGUGGUUACACGUGCCUUGUUAUCAAAGUGCAAUUCAGUCUAACACGAGUCGAGAAAAUGUACAGUUCGGGCAAACUCGCAACUCAUUUCUCGCGCAUGGUCCUUAGAAUUUCAUUAUUUAUAU
Hyalella azteca is the source of this 1997-nucleotide messenger RNA. RefSeq names its product 2,4-dienoyl-CoA reductase [(3E)-enoyl-CoA-producing], mitochondrial. The record is from RefSeq and is a predicted model, not a curated record. Bases 385 to 1452 code for a protein of 355 amino acids. Gene Ontology annotation, biological process: fatty acid beta-oxidation. Gene Ontology annotation, cellular component: mitochondrion. Lineage: Eukaryota; Metazoa; Arthropoda; Malacostraca; Amphipoda; Hyalellidae. The transcript has 9 exons. Gene Ontology annotation, molecular function: 2,4-dienoyl-CoA reductase (NADPH) activity.